Molecule: messenger RNA, 1072 nt
Organism: Ectocarpus sp. CCAP 1310/34
Lineage: Eukaryota; Phaeophyceae; Ectocarpales; Ectocarpaceae
Source: the annotation of a GenBank genome assembly
AUGCACAGACCGAUGGAUGUGGAUCACGGAUCACGCAGGCUAAUGACGACGGGUGUGUAGACUGUCGACGAACCUAGAGCACACGACAGGCAAAAUUCCUGGAAAGUAGGAGCAUUCCUCUAUUUUGGUUGACAUUGACUUCCUGCGUGAGCAGCAGGAAAAGCUAGCAUAAGCUGAGCUAUUUUGGGUUGUUCCGCCAGACCUGAGGGAGCAGAGAGAACGGCAGCCGCUGCUGGAGGCAACAACCACAACGACGAUGAGCCUAAUUGUGAUUGCCGGUGUGCUGGCGACUGGGUUUCUCUCUGUGGGAGCGUACAGAUUAUGGCUGAAAGCUACUGCCGACGACGACGAUGUAGAGAUCGACGGCACCAUGCGGACGAGAAUACGGCACGGAGGCUUGUGAGACGCUGACGACGAUCUCGCAUUGCUUCGGGAGUUUGUCGUAGAACAGAUUCUGAGCCUUGAUAGGGUCUUUCGCAACGACUAUUCCCGUAGGUGUUACAAACCGUUCAGGGACGACUGCAGAGCUUCCACGCCGGUGCAUGGGUACAUCUUGGGAGGUACUGCUGUAGUCCAUGACUUGUAGUCCAAGACAAGCCGAAAUGGCGCGCCAAAAGGGUGCCGUGGUGCUGCACCCCGUUUGGGAGUAGAGCCCUGACCAGUACGAUACUGUGUUUUUCCUCUCGGCCCCACUGCUGCAUUACUGUGUGCCAGUGCUGUGUGCUGUUGUGUGCUUAACGCUGGUGUGGAAGGAGGGGUGCAUUUGCAUCGUGUGGUGGAGAGCGGGGGAACUUUAAACAUUGCCAGCGUGAGACCACAUGUACCUUUGCAAACAGGGGGAUCGAACUUGGCUAAGAGGCAAUUUUUGCGUUCGAACCAAGAAUCGACAUCACGGCCCCGUGACCCCUCCUUCUCGACUCAGCCAAAUCCACAAACGGGCCCAUUUCGUCUUGGGGUGCCGGUGUUGCGCGACGGGGGUCUGCUCCGAAGAAGAAUACGUCGUGGUAAAAUCCGUGGUGCGCGCUUCCCGGAACUAACGGUUUUCUUAAUCUUCUCGGUAGAGCCCAAUCGC